AUGGCUACCACCUCGCACAUGUUCAUGUACUCCUUGACAAUCCAGCCUCCAACUGCGAUCACACAGGCAGUCCUAGGGCAGUUUUCUGGAACCAAGGAGCAACAGGUCAUCACCGCGUCUGGCUCUAAGCUCACUAUUCACCGACCUGACCCGACCCUGGGCAAAGUUACCCCAAUCUUCUCUCAAGAUGUAUUUGGCAUCAUCCGCUCUUUGGCAGUAUUUCGUCUGGCAGGUAGUAACAAAGAUUAUCUGAUCAUCGGCUCUGAUUCGGGUCGCAUCACCAUCGUUGAGUAUGUCCCCUCCCAGAAUCGCUUCAACCGGAUCCAUUUGGAAACAUUUGGCAAAUCCGGGGUUCGCAGAGUCGUUCCAGGACAAUAUCUUGCGGUGGACCCUAAGGGCCGUGCGUGCUUGAUAGCCUCAGUUGAGAAGAAUAAGCUGGUCUAUGUUCUCAACCGAAACUCUCAGGCUGAACUCACAAUCUCGUCGCCCUUGGAAGCCCACAAACCCCAAACAUUGGUGUUUGCUAUGAUUGCCUUGGAUGUUGGAUAUGAUAACCCCAUCUUCGCUGCCCUUGAAGUGGAUUACUCCGAGGCAGACCAAGAUCCCACUGGUCAAGCAUACGAGGAGAUGGAGAAGGUUCUUGUUUACUAUGAAUUGGAUCUGGGUCUCAACCACGUCGUCCGCAAGUGGUCCGAUCCAGUGGACCGCACCGCAAACAUGCUGUUCCAAGUGCCGGGUGGUGCAGAUGGACCCAGUGGUGUUUUGGUCUGUUCCGAGGACAAUAUUACCUACCGCCACUCAAACCAGGAUGCAUUCCGUGUGCCGAUUCCACGUCGCAGCGGCCCCACUGAAAACCCCGAACGGAAGCGAACAAUUGUUUCGGGUGUGAUGCAUAAAAUGCGAGGCGCAUUUUUCUUCCUUCUUCAGACUGAGGAUGGUGACAUCUUUAAGGUAACACUUGAGAUGGUCGAGGAUGAGAAUGGCCAACCGAUCGGUGAAGUCCAAGGCCUGAAAAUAAAAUUCUUUGACACUGUUCCUGUUGCAUCGAGUCUCCUCAUUCUCAAGAGUGGAUUCCUCUAUGUUGCCAGUGAAUCAGGCAACCAUCACUUCUACCAAUUUGAAAAACUUGGUGAUGAUGACGAAGAGAUUGAAUUCAGCAGCGACUCGUUCUCUGCGGAUCCUUCCGCCCCGUACGAACCUGUUUUCUUCCGUCCUCGCCCUGCUGAGAACUUGAAUCUUAUGGAGUCAAUCAACUCACUGAACCCAUUAAUUGACAGCAAGGUUGCCAACCUUACUGAGGAGGAUGCCCCACAAAUUUACUCUGUCUGUGGCACAGGCGCCCGCAGUACAUUCCGGACUCUCAAGCAUGGACUUGAGGUCUCUGAGCUUGUGGACUCGCAGCUCCGUGCCGUGCCUUCUGCGGUCUGGACAACCAAGUUGGCACGAUCCGACAAGUAUGACCGAUACAUUGUACUCUCUUUCACCAAUGGUACCAUCGUUCUGGGAAUUGGUGAGAUAGUAGAGGAAAUCACCGAAGAUUCUGGUUUCCUUUCUACAGCACCAACGCUCGCUGUCCAACAGCUUGGUGAAGACUCACUCAUUCAAGUACACCCUCGAGGUAUCCGCCAUCUCCUCGCGGACCACCGAGUGAAUGAGUGGCCUGCCCCACAGCAUCGUUCUAUUGUGGCUGCUGCUACUAACGAACGUCAAGUCGCUGUCGCCCUUAGCUCUGGCGAGAUUGUCUACUUCGAAAUGGAUGCCGAUGGAUCUUUGGCAGAAUAUGAUGAACGACGCCAAAUGUCUGGCACGGUCACUUGCCUUAGUCUCGGACAGGUUCCCGAGGGCCGUGUACGAAGUUCGUUCCUAGCCGUUGGCUGUGACGAUUCAACUGUUCGCAUCCUCAGCUUGGACACAAAGAACAUGUUGGAAAACAUGUCUGUUCAAGCCCUCACAUCGGCGCCGUCUGCGCUUAACAUCAUGGCCAUGGCUGAUUCCAGCUCCGGUGGCACCACUCUCUACUUGCACAUCGGUCUCUACUCUGGUGUGUACCUUCGUACUGUGCUGGAUGAUGUGACCGGUGAACUCUCAGACACCCGAACACGAUUCCUUGGAGCCAAACCCGUCAAACUGUCACAAGUCUCGGUUCAGGGUCAAACGGCAGUCCUUGCUCUAAGCUCCCGCUCAUGGCUUGGGUACUCCGAUAUUCAAACCAAGAGCUUUAUGCUCACUCCAUUGGACUAUUUCGGCCUCGAGUGGGGCUGGAACUUCUCUAGUGAGCAAUGCUUGGAGGGUAUGGUCGGUAUUCAAGGUCGAAUUCUACGGAUCUUUUCCAUCGAAAAGCUCGACAACAACAUGCUGCAGGAGUCCAUCCCGUUGGCUUACACUCCCCGCCGCUUUGUGAAGCACCCAGACCAGCCUCUUUUCUACGUCAUCGAGUCCGAUAACAACGUUCUAUCCUCCACUACACGCGAAACCCUGACCAAGGAUUCAGAAACUCGCAAUGGCGGCGGCGACGACGCUGCCAGCCUGCCUCCUGCCGAGUUCGGAUAUCCCCGAGGAACUGGUCACUGGGCAUCAUGUAUCCAAGUAGUCGAUCCCAUUUCCGAGAAGGCCGUGGUCUUCAGCCUUGAUCUUGAGGAUAACGAGGCCGCAGUCAGUGUUGCCGUUGCUCCUUUCUCCAGCCAAGAUGAUGAAUCGUUCUUGGUCGUUGGUACUGCCAAGGACAUGGAAGUCAGUCCACCGAAGUCGAAAGGUGGCUUCAUUCACAUUUACCGAUUUUCCGAGGAUGGGCGCAAAUUUGAGCUCAUUCACAAGACAAGCACAGAAGAGCCACCUCUUGCUCUCCUCCCAUUCCAAGGAAAGCUAUUGGCAGGUGUUGGUUCCAUUCUUCGCCUGUACGACCUCGGUGUGAGGCAGUUGCUUCGCAAAUCUCAGGCACCUGUGGUGCCCCAAACCAUUGUUGGUCUCCAAACCCAAGGUAGCCGAAUUGUUGUUAGCGAUGUCCGAGAGAGUGUGACCUAUGUGGUCUACAAACAACAAGAGAAUGUUCUGAUCCCAUUUGUGGAUGAUUCCAUUGCCCGCUGGACUUCCUCCACAACAAUGGUGGAUUAUGAAACCAUUGCUGGAGGUGACAAGUUUGGUAACCUGUGGAUGCUGCGUUGCCCAAGCAAAGUUUCCGAGGAAGCCGAUGAGGAUGGAUCUGGGGCUCACCUAGUUCACGAGCGAGGCUACUUGCAGGGAACUCCCAACCGCCUAGAGCUGAUGGUUCACUACUACACCCAAGACAUCCCGACUAGCCUGCACAAAGCCCAGCUAGUUGCUGGCGGUCGUGACAUUGUCCUUUGGACUGGUUUCCAAGGAACGAUCGGCAUGUUCGUCCCCUUUGCGAGCCGUGAAGACGUUGAUUUCUUCCAAAGUCUGGAGAUGCAGCUGGCUGCGCAGCACCCCCCACUCGCUGGCCGCGACCACCUGAUCUAUCGUGGUUACUAUGCCCCCGUGAAGGGUGUCAUCGAUGGGGAUCUGUGCGAGAUGUAUUUCCUUCUACCCAACAAUACGAAGAUGAUGAUUGCCGCGGAGUUGGAUCGAUCUGUGCGGGAGAUCGAGCGUAAGAUCUCGGACAUGCGAACACGAGUGGCGUAUUAA
This is a messenger RNA of Penicillium verhagenii, 3642 nucleotides long. RefSeq names its product DDB1/RSE1 family protein. The record is from RefSeq and is a predicted model, not a curated record. Gene Ontology annotation, cellular component: nucleus; U2 snRNP. NCBI's taxonomy places the organism in Eukaryota, Fungi, Ascomycota, Eurotiomycetes, Eurotiales, Aspergillaceae. The transcript is spliced from 4 exons. Bases 1 to 3642 code for a protein of 1213 amino acids. Gene Ontology annotation, biological process: mRNA splicing, via spliceosome. Gene Ontology annotation, molecular function: U2 snRNA binding; protein binding.